Messenger RNA from Astrephomene gubernaculifera, 2353 nucleotides. The record is from the annotation of a GenBank genome assembly. NCBI's taxonomy places the organism in Eukaryota, Viridiplantae, Chlorophyta, Chlorophyceae, Chlamydomonadales, Astrephomenaceae.
CAUCAUUCCUCACAUGUUUGCAGAAAACAGACUUGAUUAGCUUGAUGUUUACGAUUAUUGCUAGCCUUGUAAGGUUCACUCUGUGCAACUUUUAAUGCAUCUGCACCAACGGUGGAUAGCAUGAUCGUCUUAGACGAACUCCCUACAUGAUUGUAGUUUAGCACAUAUUGAAGACAAGUUAAACUCCUCCCAGUUUGUGUCAGCAUCCCCUGUUAGCAUGGCGAAGGAUGAGCCGGACGCUUCCCUUCGCGAGCUUCACCUGUACACACAUCCUGCCCUGCUUUAUGGAGUUAUAAGUAAUCGCCAGCCCAGGCUCUUGCGACGAGGUCUGAGCUAUGCUGCACGGACAGGCAAAGUGCGGGGUGCUCAGACGUCUGGGUCCGCGCUGCAUGUCCGACUGGGCGCAUUGGACCUCUCAGGACAUGACACACCCGCGGAGGUCACGGUGCUUGUGGCGCUUUGCGAGGCCGCCAGCACGGGUCAGGACUUCAAGCCGGUGCGCGCCGCUGCCAUCUCCCUCGCCUCCCUGAGCAGCUCCUCCUCGGGGGCCCUCCUCAGCCCGGGCUGCCUGACAGGGCUUCAGCACCAGAACCAGCAGAACCAGUACACCCAACACGAGCAGCCGCAAGCCUGGCAGCAGCAGCAGCCGCAUGCUACCGGUUCGCCUGCUGCCGAGGAGGGACUGUCAUCUGGCGGGCUGACGGGGAGUGUGGUACUGCCGCUGCCCGCCCGGCGGCUCACUCGACCCACCCUGCUGCUGCUGGUGUCAGACUGCCACCCCGACCUGACUGCCCUCGUACCGCCCUCGGGGGGCGCCCGGCUGCUGAGAACGGAUCUACAUCCCGGCAGUCCCCUACUGGGUCUGCUGCCCGACCCGGGGCCCGUGUGGGCGGCGGUGCACCCCCUGGGGGAGCUGCUUCCGGCGGGCACCAGCGGGGGUGGAGGUGGCGGCCAAGGAGCAACCUGCACUCCCACUCCUGCUCAGCAGCAGCAGCAGCACCAGAGGUUGCAGCUGCGGUUGGGACGGCUGGCACUGUCCAGGUGCAGUGUGAACGCGGCAGGCGGCCGGACGCUGGUGGCCAUGUUGCUCAACCUGAGCCUGGGGCCCGGCAGCGGGAAGCCGGACGCGGGUUUGCGGUUGCAAACUGGGGGAGGAGCAGGUGUGGGGACAGAUGCGGUGGCAGCGUCAGCAGCGGAGGAUGGAGUCGAGUGUCCAGGAGUGGGGGGUCCCGCAGCAACAGAGGCGGCAGCAAGCAGACAGGGCUCAAAAGGAGGCGGGGCCAAGGCGGGCCGUGGUCACGGCAGUGGUGGUAACGCGGCGCAUGGUGCGGAUGCCAGUGACGGGGCUGUUGCGGCAGCGGAAGUCGCAAAGGCGGACCCCAACGCGCUGCUGAUGUCGCGACCCGCGGUUCAGUUCAUCCAACUGGAGUCGCUAGCGGUGGCCAUGGCGUUGGAGGUCAAGGAUUGCGCUGCUGCGGCGGCGGUUGCUGCUGUUUCCGUACAGAGGCGACUGUACGGCACGGUUGCCGGGGCAGACCUGCAGCAGCACCAGCACCACCAGCACCAAGAGGAGAGAGGUGUUGUGGAGUUCCGAUACAUGCUGGACAGCGGGUGCGCGAAGCAACGGGGUCACCAGGCUGCUGCGAGGCAAGGGGAGGUGAAGGAGCGGCGGCGGGGCGGACGGCAGCCCGGUGGCGGCAGCAGCUCCGCAAUGGCAGCAGCAGCAGGCGGAGCUGGAGCUGCUAGGAUGCCGGCGCCCCCUAUCGCCGUCGCUGCAGCGGCAGCAGCCGGGCUGGGAGCGGCGCUUGCGGGGAGGAGAGGGUGCGGCGGACGUGCCGCUUGGAUGCAGCAGCAGAUAAGCAAGGCGCUGCAGGCGGCAGAGGCUGCUGCUGCUGACGCGGACAAGGAGUGCUGCUUUGUGGAGGAGACGCGGGCCCUGCCGGGCGGGCUGUUCAGCUGCCCCAUGUGUCCGGCGGCCUGCAGGGGAGUCCAGGGCCUCCGGCAGCACCUGACCGCCAGCCACGGCCUCUACAGCUACACCUUCCUGACGGACCCGCGGGUCGGCGGAACAGACGCAGCAGUCCCAGUGGGCCGCCACCUCCCUCACGCGGAGCCGGUAGCUGAGCAGGCGCUGCUGCCCCGGCAUGUGUUGGAGGUGCGGCUGCCCGGCAGCUCGGUGGCCCCCUCGGGUUGCGACCUGCUGCUGCGCCCCAGCGAGGACGUGGUGCUGCUGCCGCCGGCGCGCAGGGGGGCGCCACCCACCCUCAUGGCGCGGUCCUGGGUGUUCAGCCGCACCGCCGGCCUGACCCGCUGCGUCUUCACGGACGAACUGGCCUCUGGGGAGGCCUCUGAC